AUUAUAUCAAUAUUAUCAAUUGAAAAUCAAAUUAAAUUCUCUUCGCAAUUUAAAAAAAAAAAAGACUAUUGUGGGUGUGUUCAGCUUUUGUUCACUUGUUGUUGUUGUUGUUGUUGUUUGUUUGUUGUUAAUGUUUCGUUCCAUAUUCGUUUUUCAUUUUUUUUUCUUCGCUAUCAUUAAUUAUUCAUGUGUGCUGCUGCUAUUUUAUUAAAUCAAAUCAGAUUAAAAUUAUUAUUAUAAGAUGAUCAUGAUGAUGGAUUCUAUGGAUCCGACUCCAUCACAUACAGCACCACAAUUGCCAUUAUCAUCAUCAUCAUCAUCAUCAUCAUCAUCACCAACAAUGACAACACAACAUAAUAAUAAUUCUGUGGGUACGGUGAAUAACGUUCCGCCUACGCCAUUACCACCACCACAACCUCCACCAACGCCACCAUCACCAUCAUGUCAAUUAGACAAUAAUAAUUCUCGAUUGAUGUCAAACAAAAUUGGUGAUAAUGACAAUGAUAAUAAUAAUGAUGACUACAUCAUUCCAAAUCAACAAGAAUCUCUUCAACAAACUAGUGCCAACAAUGAUAUUAAUGUGGAUGAAAAUGUUCAAUUCUCUCCAACGAAUAUGAUGAUGAUGACAAUGGAAAAAAAUAUGCUAACUUCUUCCGCUGCAACUACAAUGACAAAGACAAAGUUGACUACAACUAGUACUGCCGCUGACACUACGAAUUCUCAGUCAUUAUCAUCCUUAAUCACAACAACGACAGAUACGAAUAUUAACAAUAAUCAAACAACCGAUAUGGCUAAUCGUUUAGCUAAAAUUCUAACCUGUAUACAGGGAGCAAUCGGUGCAAAUGUACAAGAUGAAAUGGUUGCACAACAAAGUCAGCUAUUAGUGGCAAUGGCAGCAACAAUGGCUGCUGCAGCUACAACAGGAAACGAAUCGAUUGCAAUACAACAGGAACAAUUAUUAGCAUCAAUGGCACCAACUUUGAUCAAUCUUGUCAAUAAUAAUAUUCAAAAUAAUUCAAGACGAUCAUCAAAUUCAUCAUCCGCAUCAUCAUCAUCGUCAUGA
Messenger RNA from Dermatophagoides farinae (American house dust mite), 1063 nucleotides. NCBI's taxonomy places the organism in Eukaryota, Metazoa, Arthropoda, Arachnida, Sarcoptiformes, Pyroglyphidae. The record is from RefSeq and is a predicted model, not a curated record.